Messenger RNA from Drosophila kikkawai, 1387 nucleotides. Its product is annotated as GDP-D-glucose phosphorylase 1. NCBI's taxonomy places the organism in Eukaryota, Metazoa, Arthropoda, Insecta, Diptera, Drosophilidae. Gene Ontology annotation, molecular function: GDP-D-glucose phosphorylase activity. Gene Ontology annotation, biological process: glucose metabolic process. The record is from RefSeq and is a predicted model, not a curated record. Gene Ontology annotation, cellular component: cytoplasm.
ACAAACCAGGGCUGCGGAGAUGCGCGGAAUAAAUCGCAAAAUAUAUGUACUAGCAUGAAAAUGUAGAUAACUAAAUUGCUUACCGGAGAUGUUUUCGCGACAUUUUAGGCCAUUCUUCCGAAGUUACCGUCAGGGCUGGCGAGCUUUCAGCUCCCAUUUCUGGAGAUUUGUGGCCGAACCCGGUUUUAUCGACAGGUGUUCCCUCAAAAGGGUGGCUACCCUGCUGCCGCUGGUCAUCAUCCGCUCCGCUCACUGCAAAAGCAAGUCGAUAGAGGACCACGAGGGGAAAAGGACUUCCCGCAGGCGAUCGAUGAGCAAGGUCAUGUAUGAAAUGAGCCUGGAGGGCAAAGCCCAGCGGUAUCUCAAUGACCUGAAGGAGAGAUGGAACCAGCUGCAUCGGACUCCCGGCUUGUUUGCAUAUCAGCUGAAAAAUCUGCCACAAAGGCGAAGGAUACCAGGCUCCCAUGGCUUCUACACUGAGCUUAAUACAGAUCGGUCCCUGAAACGCCGCGGCCCUCAGACCAUCGAGAGCUUGAAUCCCGCCUUCAGGCCCACGAAUUUUAACUUCAACAAAGUCAAUGCCUCCGAGGUACUGAUGACCAUAGACGAUUGCCACGGCAGUCCGGAAGUGCAGAUGAUUAUUAAUAAGAGCCCACUCACCCAGUAUCACACUCUGAUCUGUCCGGAGGUGUCAAAAAACCAAGUUCAGCGUAUAACGCGUGACGUUCUGGCCUUCUGCAUCACCUUCAUGCGGAGCAUCGAUGACAGGAACAUACGCAUGGGCUACAACAGUCCCGGGGCCUUGGCCUCUGUCAAUCACCUUCACUUCCAUCUGCUACUGUUACCCCAGGAUCUGUAUAUUGAUAAAGUCAAAUUGGAGACACUAGCCGGAGAUUCUAUUUUUCGCUUGAGCCGGCGGGCACCCACGGAAGCCAUCUGUGUGGUAUUCCGCGCAAAGGACACCGAUGACGAUGUGUCAGAGAAGAUUGAUCAGAUUUACAAGCUGGCCAUGUGGAUGUGCCAGAACAAUAUGCCGCACAAUCUGUUUAUCACGCAGGAUAGAAGUGCAAAAGGGCAAGGAGACGUGCAGGUCUUCAUUUUUGCUCGGUCCAAGUACUGCGUAAGCAAGGACUUGGCAGACUUCAAUGUGGGAUUUUGCGAAUUGGCUGGAUUUAUUCCGCUGCCAGAUGCUGAUAAAAUGGAGAACCUUACGGAGCAACAGGUGCUUCACAGGAUCCGCUCUGUCACUGGUUCAGCUCCCAAGGCUGUGUAUGAGGAAAUAACGAAUAUUGUCGAGGGAAGGACCACGGAAUUCCCUUGGGAGCAGAUCUUGGCAAUGUGAAACCGAGUACAAAAUAAACAUCUAGAGGCUUUUUUAGGAACUUAA